UUUUUCCGCAAGUCUGGUGGGCGCGGGCGGCUGCCCACGGACGUGGAGGCCCCGCGCUGCGGCUGCGGGCGCCUCCUCCGGACCUGCCUUUCCGAAACCACUGGCUCGGCGCGGCGCCCAACCCAACCCAGCCUCUCCUUCCCUCCCUUUUAUAAAACAGCCCACCCUCCUUCCACCCUGCUCCACCACCUCCAAGUUCCCCGUCGUCGGUGCCUCGAUCCUCCGUCCCCAACAACCUCGGCGCGGAUUCGAGAUGCGGAUGAGCUGCAACGGCUGCCGCGUCCUGCGCAAGGGCUGCAGCGACGCCUGCACCAUCCGCCCCUGCCUGCAGUGGAUCAAGACCCCCGAGGCGCAGGCCAACGCCACCGUCUUCCUCGCCAAGUUCUACGGCCGGGCCGGGCUGCUCAACCUGCUCGCCGCCGCGCCCGCCGGCGCCGACCACCUCCGCCGGGCGGUCUUCCGCUCCCUGCUCUACGAGGCGUGCGGCCGCAUCGUCAACCCGGUCUACGGCUCCGUCGGCCUGCUCUGGUCGGGCCAGUGGCAGGCGUGCCAGGCCGCCGUCGAGGCCGUGCUCAAGGGGGACCCCGUCGUGCAGGUCGACGCCGCGUCAGAUGCCCCGCCGCCGCCGCUCGGCUCCAGGGCGCCGGGCGCGGCUGCCUACGACAUCCGCCAUGUCGCCAAGGACCCCGACGCCGCCGCCACGGCCGACCUCCUCCGCGUCGCCCGCGGCGGGCGGCGCUCGCGGUUCAAGCGCGCCUCCUCCUCCACGUCCUCCAAGCCCCACCUCAAGGCAAGGGCCAGCAACAACAAGCGCGCGUCGCCGCCCAGCCCUCCCUUGAGGCAACAACAGGAGCAGGAGGAAUUGGAGCCUGAGCCGAUGGUCGUUGAGCACGACAAGGAGGAUUCCGCCGGCAGCCACGACCACCAUGGGCAGGGGUCGAUGGACACCGACGUGGAGGCGGGCUCCCACGUGAGUCAGGCCGAGGCCGAGGCCGAGCCGCAGAGCCAUGCGGCGCCGGCGAGCAGCCAGGUGCUGGAAGAGGAUCAGGAAGAAGAGGAUGUUGGGCUGGAGCUCACGCUCGGGCUCCAGCCAGCUGCCGAGGCAGGCGAAGGCGCGUUCUCCCCGUUGCGACCUGAACGCGCGCGGUGUCGAGCCUCAUCGGCCGCCUGCGGCUGGAGGCUGGAGCUGCCAGCCUGAGGUCAAGUCAACCUCACCUCGCACCUGAGAAGAAGACAGGUUUGAGAAUUGAGACCCCUGCCUGUGAGUGUGAGGACUCGGGAGGGCGAGGCAAACAACAGCAGCUCGAAAAAAAAUAGAUUUCUUAGGUUUCUAUUUUUUUAACCGUUUGCUCUCCUUUUCUUUCCUUGUAUAAAGGGUAUAAAAGCUGGUGGAUUGCACAGCAUAGCGUUCUCCUACUCGUGUCCUGUACCUAUGUGUUGGCGUCUUUGUUCAAACUCUUCGAAAAGUUUUGGCUCCGGCUGUCACAAAAUCGAACUUGAUUAGUCAACAGCAAUUCAGACUUCCAGGAUUCAAAAUGAAA
Molecule: messenger RNA, 1541 nt
Organism: Panicum virgatum (switchgrass)
Lineage: Eukaryota; Viridiplantae; Streptophyta; Magnoliopsida; Poales; Poaceae
Product: LOB domain-containing protein 40-like
Exons: 1
Coding region: 254-1198 (314 amino acids)
Biological process (GO): regulation of gene expression
Source: RefSeq, a predicted model, not a curated record